Molecule: messenger RNA, 564 nt
Organism: Arachis stenosperma
Lineage: Eukaryota; Viridiplantae; Streptophyta; Magnoliopsida; Fabales; Fabaceae
Exons: 4
Coding region: 1-564 (187 amino acids)
Source: RefSeq, a predicted model, not a curated record
AUGGUAUAUGAUGGGACUGGGAGUAUGACGUUGCUGCUGUGGGAUAGAGAAACAACCCAGCUUUGUGGGAAAGCAGCUGACAAGAUUAUGGAAGAGGAGGAGUCUAGAGGAGAUGAGUAUCCAGCAACUCUUGAUGCUAUGAUGGACAGGAAAUUACUAUUCAAGAUUAAUGUCAAAACUGCCAAUAUAAAACAGUAUGACCAAGUAUAUACUGUGAUGAAAAUCUGUGACGACGAUGACUUGAUUGAAAAAGUACAAUCAAAGGGGGUCCAAAGCAUUCCAAGUUCAAAUAUUACUGAAAAUGGGUGCAGUAACUCAAUUGAUACUUCAGCGAAUGUGGUCAACCUUAACACUGAUACUGAUCCUCAGCUGUCUAUGGAUUUGGUGGAAGAGUGUGUUGAUAGUAUCAAGUCCAAAACUCCAGCUAAAAGAACUCCCGGGUGUCUAAAGUCUGCCCCGCUGAUACUGAAUGACAUUGAUGAGGAAGGACAGUUCUCUACCAAUAAAGUUAACAAAAAGGGGGACAAGAGGCAGAAAUUCUGGAUUAAUGAUCCUAACAAUUGA